UCCCCUCGCCCUCACUGGGCUCUUGGCGGCAUUGAGCCAGCGGCUCCUCCUGCCCAUCCUGGGCCCUGUGGAGGCCCCUGCCCCAGUUCCCCUCCUGCCUCUGGGCUGCUCCUUCCUGGUCACACCCUCAGCUCCUCCCUUCACGAGCGCUGUGGCUUGGUGUGCAGCUGCCUCCAUGCCUUCUCACCUCUGCCAGCACCCCCUCUCAGCUGCUGCCUGGUCAGCUUCCUUCUCCCCACCGCACACGGCAGGUGGGAAGGCCACUCACCCACAGCACCCACCUGGGCCUCAACACUGCUUGCAGCCACCCACCUUCCACCCCACUGGCAACCAGGCCCUGCCUGCCUGUUCUGCUUUGCCUUCCAGCAGGCUGUUUGUGACCACCACAGGCCCGCCCAAGCCAGACUCAAUGCUCAGUGUCCAGUCCUCCCCCAGCCACCUGGGGCAACAGCCUGGGCCCUUGCCAGCCUGGGUCCCAGCCCCACCACCCAAGCUUUAGGGUCAGAGCAUGCCUUGAGUGAUUCUGCCAUUGUUCUCCCCAUCCGUAACAGGAACCCCACACCGAGAGCUGCUCAAGAUUAAAUUAGGCAGCAGUGCCAGAUGCAGAGCGAGAGUUGUCUUAAUGUGGCCACUGUAUCCUCCUCCUCUUCUUCCCUGACCACUCCGUGUUCACAAGCUCAGUGCUUGCAGACAACACCGAGGGCAGAGCCUUUCCAGUGGAGAGGAAUGGACUGGAUGGCGCCAGCUGGGCCUGCUUCUCGCCCUCCACUUCAGCUUGUGCCUCCUUUGGCCCCAAAAUUAUAAGUACAGACUACAAGGAAAUAAGAGAGAGACAGAACAGGAUCCACCCAAAGGUCACGGUUUUAGUCCGUUUCUGCUGCUAGAACAAGAUACCCAACACUGGGCAAUUUAUAAACAGAAUCAAUAUAUGGCUCACCAUUACGGAGACUGGCAAUCCAGGAUCAAGACUCUAGCAGGUUUCACGCCUGAGAAGGGUCGGCCUGUCUGAGACAGCACCUUGAACGCUGCUUCCCCUGGAGGCCACGAACGCUGUGUCCCCGUGGUGGAUGGGAUGUGAGGGUAAAAAGGACCCUGCUAGUUUUCUUGAGCCUUUUUAUGAGGCACUGAUCCAUUUCUGAGAGCAGAGUCUCGUGGCCUAAUCACCUCCUGAUACCAUCGCACUGGGUCUUAAGUUUCAACAUAGGAAUUGGGGCGGGGGGGACACGUACAUUUAAAUCAUAGCAACAAUCAUUACAUUAUUAGUUACUAUAACAAUUCAAAAUACCUGGAAUUAUCAGUCAUUGCAGAUUUUUAUGCAUCAGAAUAAAUGCCUAAAAAUGCACAAAAUGCAAUACUGUGGGGAAUCUGCUCCCUUUUAUGCAGACUUCAAUAUAUUAACAUAGAAAAAUAUUUCAUAUAUAAUAGUAAGCAAGAAAAACAAACAUGGUUGGUUAUGAUUUUUGCUAAAAAGAUAUAAAAACACAGGCCUACUAGACAAAAGUCUGAAUAGGCAGAUCUCAAGAUAACACAUAUCAACUGUGGUCCUUCUGGGUAAUGAUCAGUGACAGGUUUUUCUUUUGCAUGUGCACAUACUCUGUUUUUUUCUGUAUGAACCUCCGAUACUCAUUAUUUUAGCUUCUUUAAUAAGCAAUCGGCUGACUUUGCUUGGUCAGUAAGACAUGCAGGACUCCACACUCUGUCUCUGUGCCUUGUCUGGCAUCAGAAAGCUGCAAGCACAUUGCCUGGGCCCCAGCAGGAGCCAGCUCAGCCUGUCCCCGAUGAAACUGGGCCCUCUUCACAGCCCAGUGGCUUCUCUUUGCAUUCACGUUUCACCUCUGCCCAUUGUGUGUGCUUUUCCCAUUACUGCCCCUGAGUCUUGUGUAACGUGGGAUCAAGGUAAGAAGCUUGUAACAGAACAGAGGGUGACUUUCUCCUCUGUUCUGUGGCAGAAGUGCCCAGUUUGAUGGGUGGAGCAGUGUGCAUCCUGCACCUCCUCUCUUGGCCCCGAGUGCCUGGGCUGUGGGAUCCUGGGCUAGGCCUUUCCACCCCACCUGCCCGGGGCACAGCUGGCAUCAGAACCACAUUUGAGGCUGCAGCUCGUCCACUCAGCUUUGCAUGGGUCUUGCUUGUGGGGCAGACCUAGAACAUCUCAGUCACAACAAAGAAGUAAACAGGGAAAGGAGGGAAUUUCCAGUUUAUGCUGUUUCAGGUACCUCCUCCUGGUGAGGAAUAGCCUCAUCCUAAAGUUCAUGAGGACCUGCAAGAGCGUCGCCAGCCAAGCCCAGGUCAGCCCCGCUGUCCGGGUAGGGACCUGCUUUAUGCCUACGCCGCCCAUGGCAGACCGGCGGCAGCAGCAGCAAAAGCUCGUGUCUUAGGAGCUGUGUUGGGAUUAAUGCUGGGCCCUGGGGUUUCUGCCCCCACCCACCCCUUCCUAUUCCAGGGGCUUAGCUGCUGCGGCCGUGUGUCCUGCAGGCUCGCCGGGCUGUUGAGUUGCCCCUGUUGGGGGAAGGGGGUAUUGAAAUGACAGCGCAUGAGUGCUGGGUACACCCUCCAAGGGCAUGAGGGGAGCUGGGCAAAAAGUGGGUCACAUGUGCCUGGCCCAUGUCACGCGGCUCCCGCCCGAGGCCAAUGGGGUGGGCAGCCUCCCUCGGUGGAGAGCGAAGCACCACUCUCAUUUUUCUCCGUUAGCGUCUCAUCUUGUCUAAACGGGGAGAGUGGCCAUCUGUCCGAUACCCGCAUCAAACCUGAUCCUUCCCAGCCUCACAGAGCUGCUUUGUUCCGAGGUGACACCUUCUGGGCCCCAUCUGUCCUUCCUCACAGCACCCUCAGCACCUUAAGCCACCACCCUCAGCCACAAUUUGGCAGAAGGAUGGAGUCCAAGGUCUCAGAAGGUGGCCUGAACGUGACCCUCACCAUCCGCCUGCUGAUGCAUGGAAAGGAAGUUGGAAGCAUCAUCGGGAAGAAAGGAGAAACUGUGAAGAAGAUGCGUGAGGAGAGUGGUGCAAGGAUAAACAUCUCAGAGGGAAACUGCCCAGAGAGGAUCGUGACCAUCACAGGCCCCACAGACGCCAUCUUCAAGGCCUUUGCCAUGAUCGCAUACAAGUUUGAGGAGGAUAUCAUCAACUCCAUGAGCAACAGCCCUGCCACCAGCAAGCCCCCAGUGACGCUGAGGCUGGUGGUGCCUGCCAGCCAGUGCGGGUCCCUGAUCGGCAAAGGCGGCUCCAAGAUCAAGGAGAUCAGGGAGUCCACAGGUGCCCAGGUGCAGGUGGCCGGGGACAUGCUGCCCAACUCCACAGAGCGAGCAGUGACCAUCUCGGGGACCCCAGACGCCAUCAUCCAGUGUGUCAAGCAGAUCUGUGUGGUCAUGCUGGAGUCCCCACCGAAAGGUGCCACCAUUCCCUACCGCCCAAAGCCCGCCUCCACCCCUGUCAUUUUUGCAGGUGGUCAGGUAAGAGCCGAUCCGCUCGCGGCCUCCACUGCCAACCUCAGCCUUUUACUGCAGCACCCGCCGCUGCCCGCCUACACAAUCCAGGGACAGUAUGCCAUCCCCCACCCAGAUGUGAGUCUUCACUUUGUCUUCCUCUCACCUUUCUCUUCUCAUGGUUGUUUACCUACCUGCAUGCUGCUGUUAAUUGCUACUAACAUUAAUAUUACACUAUAAUAUUAAUCAACUUCUCAGCGUUCCUGACCUGUGUCGUAUCCAUAUGACCUCAAAUAACCUUUUAACCUCUUAGCACUAAUUCUGCUUGUGUUGAGGACUUGGCCUGAUGUCAAAUUGUCUCAAUUCUGCCGCAGUCCUGGGUUUUCCUCCCUCCCACGGGGCCUGGGAGGGAACUGAGACGGGCUCUGUCCCCGUGCAGGGCAGCGAGAAUGUGCUCACCCGCCACAGGCAGGCGUCAGUGAUGCUUUCUGUGCACCUAAGAAGUUGGAUGACAUUAUCAAACAGGCCACAAAGAUACCUUGGCAAGCACAUUUGAGGGCCUGGUGAAAUUAACUCCCCCCUUUCAGAGUCCACAUGGAAACGUAGGGUCCAUCUACACACAGAGAUCCAGGCUGUGGAAAGCCAGUGGAACAGGCCUUUGUUUUCAUUCCAGAGUCAGUGGGAUGCCAGGCGGGCAUCAGCGUCCUUGGCUCCCAGGCCAUGUGGAGCUGGGUCCCGUGCAGCUCCAUGACCGGUGGCUCUGACACCUCACUCCUGCUCCUGCUGGGUCUAGGUGUAAUUCCAGUGCU
Molecule: messenger RNA, 4230 nt
Organism: Nomascus leucogenys (northern white-cheeked gibbon)
Lineage: Eukaryota; Metazoa; Chordata; Mammalia; Primates; Hylobatidae
Product: poly(rC)-binding protein 3-like
Exons: 9
Coding region: 2531-3661 (376 amino acids)
Biological process (GO): regulation of RNA metabolic process; regulation of gene expression
Cellular component (GO): cytoplasm; nucleus
Molecular function (GO): mRNA binding
Source: RefSeq, a predicted model, not a curated record